GUGAGAGACCGACCAUGGUGGCUCAAGAGUGGUCACUAAUGAGGUUCCUCAUCAAGGGAAGUGUGGCUGGAGGAGCAGUCUACCUUGUUUAUGACCAGGAGCUGCUAGGGCCUAGUGACAAGAGCCAGGCUGCCCUGCGGAAGGCCGAGGAAGCUGUGCCACCAGCAAUGCACCAAUUCCACCAAUAUGUGUGCCAGCAGACAUGUCUGGAGAUGCCGCAGCUCCCAGGCCCUUCAAAGAUUAACUUUCCAAACUUCCGUGAUCCCUGGAACUCAGGCAUCGUCUCAGCCAUGGCAGUCUUGUCUGUGGCCCCCUCUUAG
This is a messenger RNA of Rattus rattus (black rat), 320 nucleotides long. Its product is annotated as MICOS complex subunit MIC13-like. Gene Ontology annotation, biological process: cristae formation. The coding region runs from base 15 to 320 and encodes 101 amino acids. The record is from RefSeq and is a predicted model, not a curated record. Gene Ontology annotation, cellular component: mitochondrial crista junction; MICOS complex. NCBI's taxonomy places the organism in Eukaryota, Metazoa, Chordata, Mammalia, Rodentia, Muridae. The transcript has a single exon.